Schizosaccharomyces osmophilus is the source of this 768-nucleotide messenger RNA. RefSeq names its product MIS12/MIND complex Mis12 (gene mis12). The record is from RefSeq and is a predicted model, not a curated record. Gene Ontology annotation, biological process: mitotic sister chromatid segregation; protein localization to kinetochore; mitotic cell cycle. The coding region runs from base 1 to 768 and encodes 255 amino acids. The transcript has a single exon. Gene Ontology annotation, cellular component: nucleus; chromosome, centromeric region. NCBI's taxonomy places the organism in Eukaryota, Fungi, Ascomycota, Schizosaccharomycetes, Schizosaccharomycetales, Schizosaccharomycetaceae.
AUGUUGGUUCAGCUAUUUGAAUUCACACCUCUUUCUUUUAUAGACGAUGUGAUCAAUAUUACCAAUCAGCUUUUGUACAAAACUGUCAACGGUGUUGAUCGAGCAUUUUCGUCGUUGUCGAGUACAAAAAAGUCUCCGCAGGAAAUCGAAGAAGGACUACACAAGUUUGAAAUUUUAUUUGAGAGUAUUGUUGAUCGGUACUAUGAUCGCUUUGAAAUCUAUGUUUUGAGAAACAUCUUCCAUUAUCCUCCAGAACUCAAGGGUUACCUCCGUUUAGAAGGGCAAACAGCAGACUACACAAUUACAGUGGAAAAAGAUGCUGCUCUCGAUCAAGAAAUAGAAGAUGCUACCCAAGCACUCACAGAAAAACUCAAAGCCCGUCACUCUUUAAGGGUGCGGUUACGAAAAAGCGAGGAACGGCGGCAGCAAUUGAAGCAACAGUUAGGAACUCUUUCUUUUCUUUCCAGCAUCCCAAAAGAGCAACGAAUAACUUUACCAGAAACAACAGACUUUUUGUUGGAUCAAUUGGCUGGACUUCAGAUUUCCCUUCAUUCCGUUACGCAGGCAUCACCUAUCGUGCCUUCGCGUGAGGUAGACGAGCGAGUAAUGUAUCUCGAGAAACGCUACGAAAAACUGGCUGGUCCGGUCGAGCAACAUCGAGAUUUUUGGUCACAUCAACUGAUCAAACUAGAAUCCAUCGCAAACACACAAGACGUUUCGAACAUGAGUAAACUUUUAUCCUCAUCCGACGAUUCGAAUAGCGCUUAG